AUGACGAACGGUCGUGAAGUAUCUAACAAGCCCGAUAUUUCUACGCUUGACCCUUCUAUUUUGGAUGAUGCAUCGAUUCCUAUCCGGAAACGCAUGGAAACGUACGUGAAGCUGUUGCAACGCCGGCUCAUGGAUGAUGUUGAGGCAGAAGAAAACUCUAUCCGUUCAUCGUAUGAUCCGAAGCAGUUCCUUGUAGAGUCUUGGACGCGCAAGGAAGGUGGUGAGGGAAUUUCCUGUGUGCUUCAGGAUGGCAAGGUCUUCGAGAAGGGUGGCAUCAAUGUGAGCGUCGUAUAUGGCAAUCUGCCGCCUCGUGCUAUUCACCAAAUGUCCGCUGACCAUAAUGGACUAAUUGAUCGUGUUGGCUACAAAAUUGAAGGCCCCGAUGCUGAAGUGGAUGGACUUCCGUUUUUCGCGACGGGUAUUAGUGUGGUGAUUCACCCCAAGAACCCCAAAAGCCCCACUUCACACUUCAACUACCGUUACUUUGAGCUCAUGCAUCCAAAGACGCUCAAAGAUGGAUCACCGAAUCCCCGUUUUAAUGAAACUGAGCCUGUGGCGUGGUGGUUUGGUGGUGGUGCGGACUUAACGCCCAUGUACUUGUAUCCUGAGGAUGCGAGGCAUUUCCACACCGUGCUGAAAGAAGCCGCUGACUCGCAAGAUGUUGCAUUUUACCCGGCAUGGAAGAAAUGGUGCGACAGCUACUUUAUGAUCACGCACCGUGGCGAGAGCCGUGGUAUUGGCGGUGUGUUCUUUGACGAUUUGUCUUUGCCUUCGUGGAGCAACACGAAGCCGACGUUCAUUCCUCUUGUGGAUGGCUCCAUCCACCCACAGACGCAGCUUGUGUCGACAAAGCAGCAUGAUAAGGAAUCGCUCUUCCGCGCUGUUCGCGCGAUGGGUGAUGCCUUUAUUCCCGCUUACCUGCCGCUGGUGAACAAGCACAAGUACGACACGUUUGACGACCUGAACGUGGAGUGGCAGCAGCUCCGUCGCGGACGCUAUGCCGAAUUCAACCUGGUGUACGAUCGAGGCACUAAGUUUGGGUUGAUGACGCCAGGUGCACGUAUCGAAAGCAUUCUCAUGAGUCUGCCGCUCAAGGCGCGUUGGGAGUACAUGGAUGGCACGACAGGAACGGGCCGCGAGAUCUCUGCUGCGGCGAAGCUGAUCGAUGCGGAGAAGAAGAAAACGAAUCCCGAGGGCGAGAUGAAGGCUCGUGAAGAAAUGCAGCGUGUCCUUGAAAAUCCCGUCGACUGGGUUUAA
Molecule: messenger RNA, 1257 nt
Organism: Malassezia sympodialis ATCC 42132
Lineage: Eukaryota; Fungi; Basidiomycota; Malasseziomycetes; Malasseziales; Malasseziaceae
Gene: HEM13
Exons: 2
Coding region: 1-1257 (418 amino acids)
Cellular component (GO): cytoplasm
Molecular function (GO): coproporphyrinogen oxidase activity
Source: RefSeq, a predicted model, not a curated record